This is a messenger RNA of Daldinia loculata, 2027 nucleotides long. Its product is annotated as putative monooxygenase. The transcript has a single exon. Gene Ontology annotation, molecular function: FAD binding; monooxygenase activity. NCBI's taxonomy places the organism in Eukaryota, Fungi, Ascomycota, Sordariomycetes, Xylariales, Hypoxylaceae. Gene Ontology annotation, biological process: secondary metabolite biosynthetic process. The record is from RefSeq and is a predicted model, not a curated record. Bases 449 to 1852 code for a protein of 467 amino acids.
UAUCCCAUUGAACCUUUCAUUGGCUACUCUCAGCAAGGGACUAUAUGAAGCCUGCCUGGGGUAAUCACCUCAACAUUUAACCAUCAUCUCGUACUACGGUCCAGAGACUACCGUCGCGGCGCAACUGCCGAUACCCCUUCCAGGUCCAGAUGCGGGGAAUGUCGAUUCUAAUAUAGUGAAGUUGAGGAACUAGAUAGGUAAGUUCAUACCUCCACCAUGGAGAUUCAGCAAUUGCCAAGUAGAAGUAUGUGCCGCCCGGCUAGUUUAGAUGUCAUGUGAGAACGCGAGGCCUAUACAGUUAAGUUAGACUGAUCCAGCCAGUUGAUCAUACCCGAGGUCAACUCGAAGACGGAUUAAUGAUAAACGCCUACUCCGCCAAUCCCGAUGUUUAAGAAAGAUAGAGGGACGAUCGAAAAGAUUUCUCAAUAAAACGAAUAUAUUUAACAAAAUGGCCGAGUCACAGAAAUCUGCGCAGACAGGCAUCAAGGUGAUCGUGGUGGGUACGGGUUUCGCAGGACUAACAGCCGCGAUAGAGUGCCACCGCAAGGGACAUGAUGUAUUAGUGCUCGAGAAAUUCCAAGAGCUUAAGCUCCUAGGCGACAUUAUUUCAUUUGGACCCAACUCGUCGCGAUUAUUCCGUCGAUGGCCAGGUGUCGCCGAGCAAUUGGAGCCCCUUAGUAUGAGAGCUGACGCGAUCACUCUGAAAUCCUGGAAAGGAGAAACACUCUUCACCCAAUACUGGGAGGGUGAAGAUGCAGAGUUUGGCAUCCGUUAUGAUGGCCACCGCGGCGAGUUCCACGAGGUCGUUUAUAACCAUGCCAAAGAAAUCGGCGUCAAGAUUCGGCUCAAUGCUCGUGUCGAGGACUACUUCGAAGACGAUAAGGAAGCGGGCGUAGUCCUUGACAAUGGCGAGCGAAUUACGGCUGAUGUCGUGAUCGCGGCCGAGGGUGUACGUAGUAAGGGCCGCAAGAUUGUUCUCGGAUUUGAGGAUAAGCCCAAGCCUUCCGGCUACGCUGUAUACCGCAGUUGGUUCAGCGCCGACGAGAUUGCAAAGGAUCCUGACACAAAAUUCUUUACCGAGGGUGGUGACAAGCACGUUGCUUGGCUCGGCCCGGAUGUACACUUCAUCGCAGCCUGCAUGAAGGGGGGUAAGGAUUUCUCGUGGGUAUGUACGCAUAAAGACGAGGCGGAUAUAGAAGAGAGUUGGCAACUUGAGGCGCCGCUGGAAGACGCGCGCAAAGUGCUCGAGGGCUGGGAUCCUAUCGUACAGAAGAUCCUGGACAAAACGCCGUCGCCCCUAAUCGACUGGAAGCUCGUCUACCGCGACCCCUUACCAACAUGGAUCUCGAAAGAUAGGCGUAUCGCUCUGAUUGGUGACUCGGCCCAUCCGUUUUUGCCGACCUCUAUUCAGGGGGCUUCGCAGGCAAUGGAGGAUGGAGUCACGAUCGCCGUAUGCCUGCGCGAAUGCGGCGGCUCCGACAAAGUCCAGGAAGCAGUCGCGGCAUUUGAAGCGAUCCGAUACGAGCGCGUCAAAUCUGCCCAGAAGACGGGUGAGCAGACACGUGACAUCUGGCACAAGGCGGACUUCGACGCUGCUAAGAAGAACCCCGAAAGCAUGAGGCUAAGACGCGAGGCCUGGAUACUCGGGUUCGAUGCUGAGGAAUAUGCCGAGGAUAACUACGAGCGCACAGUUGAGGUCCUCAGACGCACGGGCUUACACGAUACUAGUGAGGCAAGAAAGCUACACCUGCCUGAAGGAAAGCACGGGUAUCUUGAAUACGGAAAUGGAAAUGAUAAAGGAACUGAUAUUUCUGCUGCCGCUCAUGCGGUCAACGGUACUGUUAUAUCAUAAAUAGGUAUAUAUAUAUAUAUAGACACAUAGAAGAGGUUGAAGAUGGUCGACAACGUUGUACGACUUCCAAGAAUGCAGUACGACUCCAGACGAUUUGUCCGCUUCUCCUUCUCAAUGCUCCCUAUUUGCUCUUCUUCAAGUUGAUUAGGUAGUGAGCCGAAACGCCUCUGAUAUC